AUGGCAAUGGAGUGUGAGCAAGUUCCCAUGGAAGAACAAGUGGCAGACUCUGUAGAAAAUUCAUUUGAAAAUGCAAGAAAUGAAAUGGUUUCCAUGCACACUGAACUUCUCAAUUUGCAGAAAUCACUAAGCGAAUCUUGGGAAUGCAUUCAGAAGCUGAGAUUGGACCUUGUGUUGGAUUUAUCAAGUCCCGAUCUCCUUCUGGCAAACUUAAAAAUCAGCAAAAUCACCGCUUCUCUCAGAAGCAACAUCACAAACACGUCAGAACUUUCGAAGAUUCAAAAUGAAUACUCCCAAACAUUUUCUAAACUUCUCGUUGGCCUCAGCGAAGAGGAGAAGGCCAGCAUAGAUGAUCUGGUGCUGUCUUGCAUCGACAUCGCCGACGAUGGCAUCAUUUCCGCGUUCGCAAUUCCAGUUCUGGCGAAAAAAAGGUUCCUAGAGUGGAAGAAAAAGGACAAAUUCAUAGACGAGAUGAUAAACAAAGUGCACAGCAAAUGCAUGAAUUCAAAAGUAGGUGAUAAAAUUCGUUUGGACAUUUUCACUGAGAAGCUGAUGUCAAUGCUAGAUGACUACCAACUAGCAGACAGGCACGCUGAUUCCCUCAUCAAAUUAGUGCAGUUGUCGUUCGGUGAGGAUGGUGCGGGCCCGGAGAACUGGCCGGUGCAGUCGGUCGGACUCAAUGUCGUCAAUAAGUUUCCUUGGACGUCUAGGCCUGAACAUGUUGUCGAAACGAUGGGCAACGUGAUAAACAGCGUGAAAAAAUACGGAAGCGCCAACAAUGGCACAACACUCGCUACUAACAUCCAACUGUUUAUCUUGCAUGCUUUCUAUCUGGAUAGGCAGAGCAUACAGACACAUUUGAAAGUCUUGGAUGAGGUAACGAAGAUGUUCAACAGAUGUGCGGAUGAAGAUUGGGAUUGUGUUGAGGAACCCGGCAAAACAAACAUUUUCAGAGUGUUUGUUCUUUAUGUUAUGGAGUACUUCAUUCAGGCGGGCUGCCAAACAAAAGCUGAAUUAUUGAAACCAAUGUACAAGAAGGUGGCCAGCCUGAGAGAUUGUGGCGACAAAGAAAUUAUGGCGCUGGCCAGUAAGCUGAUGUCAGAUGUGGCUGACGUGUUGAUGGAGGAGGAGAACGUGACUGACAUGUUGGAGUUGUAUUUGGACGGCAAGAUGGAUGGAUUGGGACACAAGUUGAAGGAUAUGUACCUGAAUGAUGCUACACCCUUCUUCCCUCUCCUUUCGCGUUUUUCCUACCUCCUCCAGUCAGCGGCGAACGACAGCAUCUCGUCCACACUCAUCCUUUUUUUCACCGAAGUCGCCAAAUCAAAUCCUGAAAAACUGCCUGAUGACCUAUGCGAUAACGUCGUGAAGUUUUUGACUCACCAGUGGUACUACAGCCUAGCACUCAUGCUCCUGGAUACCGUGGCGGUCACGUGUCGUAGGGAUGACGUCAUUAAACACGAGGAGAAGAUCUUGCAGUGUGGGGUCAAAGUUGAGAAUGCAGCUGCUCUCGUGGCUAACAUGCUGCCUAAACUUGCCGUUGAUGAGGAGAAAAGUGAGAAGUACCUGCAGUACAUGUCUGAUAGAUGUCGUGCCAACAUGAACUCUCUGUACGUAGGUUCCUUCGUUAACAGCAUGCGAAUGAUAGGCUCCACACAUCCACAUCUAUUUGCUAAACAUAAGGAUUUGUUGCUGGAUAUCAUGAAGCACAAUGCUACUCACAAGGAUCUUUGUCAGGCUGCUGUCAAUGUCAUCGAAGGAAAGAGCUUAGAAACAGUGUUUGAAAACAUCAACGAAACAAAAUCAACGGUGAAAGAGAUUUCUGAGAAUGUCAAACAAACUGAAAAAAAUGUUAAAAAGUUGGAGACACGAACGAGCGAGAACGAAAAAAGUGUGAAGAACAUCAAGAGCAGGGUUCAACAAAACGAAACUAACAUCAAAGAAUUGAAGACGACUGUUGUUGAAACGAAAGUGAAAGUUGAGGAAAUUGAUCACAAGACAUUAAGCCACGCUCCGACUUGGUCUCGAGAUGUAAGCAAGCUAAUGAAUCAAGCAGGAGAUAAGGAUUGGCGAUUGUUCUGCCGUCGCCUUGGUUACAGCAAUGAUGACGUCAAGAAGUUUGCCACCCAAUCAGAUCCUUGCAUGUCGUUGUUGGAUGAUUGGUUCGCUUGCCACACGACUCGUGAGGCGACGCACGCUGUGAUGAGAGAACUGAAGGAGAUGGGACGCAUGGACGCCUACGCUGUCGUCGAAAGGGUUGUUCUAAAUGCAGAGGAGGUGGCGGGUAAGGAUGAAGAUGAAGAAGAGGCAUCAGUACAGCCUGUGGUCUUCCUCAGUUAUCAGUGGGACAAGCAAGACGAGGUUAAGUUACUGAAACGACACCUGGAGAUGAGCGGCUAUCCAUGUUGGAUGGACGUUGGUCAAAUGGGAGGUGGAGACAAACUCUUCCAGAAAAUAGACCAGGGCAUGAGAAAGGUGAAGGUCGUUGUAUGCUGCAUAACGCAGAAGUAUGCCGAGUCUCCCAACUGUAACAGAGAGGUGAACUUAGCACUGAAUUUGAACAAGACGAUGAUACCACUCCUGAUGGACAAGAUGGAGUGGCCGCCGAGAGGUGGCAUGGGUCCUAUUUUCGGAGAAUUUCUUUUCAUCAGAUUUUAUAAGAGAGAUAAAGACGAAAUAAUGGACGGAACAUACUGGCCUAGCUCGAUGUUCACCCAACUCCUUUUUCAGAUAAGGUACCAAGUGGCCCCUCUGGAAAGUCUCAUUACUGAAGAUUCCUCUUACAAGCAGUGGUGGGUGCCGAAGGAUCAAACAAUGAAAAAUGGUGGUAAGAAAAGUAACUCCAAUUUAUCAGCCAAUCACAUUGAAGAAUCGAAACAGAUCUUCAUAUCGUACCAAUGGGACAAGCAGUCGGAGGUCAAGAAGUUGUACAAUGCACUGACGAGCCAUGGCUACCACUGUUGGCUGGACAUUAUGAUGAUGGGUGGUGGAGUCUCCCUGUACGACAUGAUCGACAAAGGCAUCAGAGGGGCCCAACUCGUCCUCUCGUGCGUUACUAAGAAGUACGCCCUGUCCGCCAACUGCAGGCGAGAAGUGGCGCUUAGUGACGCGAUAAAGAAGCCAAUCAUACCGUUGUUGUUCGAGAAGGAGGCCUGGCCAGCAGAAGGACCAAUGGGAAUGAUCCUCACCCCUCUGCAGUACCUCAAUUUCAACCAAUCACAAAACGCCUGGGAUGAUAACUUUGAGGAGUUGAUAAAGCGCAUUCAUCAAAUAAUACCACCAUCUAACAAUCAACCAAUCAAGUCAGCCGUAACAGCACCACCGACCAAUGAUGUGCACAAUAACAAGCCUUCCACGGCCGCAAAACCAACGUCGGUCAAUAAAAUGAUAGUUCCCAGGAAAUCUUCAACCAAUCAAAAGCCAGCCGAACCUCAAAACAAACUGCCAAAUGAAGCCGCUAACAGUGGCACUGCUUUAAUUACAAAUGCCAAAAAUGCAAAAUCUCCUCCGGUGCCAACGAAACCGGCAAAAAUUAAAAGUGAAUUUCAAUUUAAACAACCCAAAUUGACAAGUUCAAUUAAUACGUCUCCACCGCCAUCAUUGUUGCCAUCUUCAUCAUCGACAUCAUCUACCGCUUUCAAACAUAAAAAAUGACACCUCUUAAUGUUCUUCCAACUUGCCAUCGUAAACAGCAUCAUCAUCCUCAUCAUCAACAUCGUUUAUAUCAUCUCCCUCAUUAUCAUCGUUAUGAUCAAGAGAUAGAUCUACGAACAACGAUCAAUUAAAAGAACUGACAAAGAUAAUUAUUUCAAAAUUGUUGUUUGGCGAAGCAUGCAAUGGCAGAAACACAGAUUUUUAACAUUCUUCAUUAUUUUAUUUCGCCUAAAAUUUAUUUCAAUUUAUCCGAACAAAACAUUUUCAAGCUUUUUCAUUCAUCAGCUUAAUAAUGCUUAAAAGAUGCUUUGAAGUUUUUUGUGUUAGGAAUUGCGUUUAUAGUAGCAGGUGGAUGAUAUUGUUUGUAAUAAAUAUUAUUCUGGACAAUACAACUUGAACAAAAAUUGUAAAUGACAUUUUAAGUGAAGCACGUCUAAA
Helobdella robusta is the source of this 4092-nucleotide messenger RNA. RefSeq lists its product as hypothetical. NCBI's taxonomy places the organism in Eukaryota, Metazoa, Annelida, Clitellata, Rhynchobdellida, Glossiphoniidae. Gene Ontology annotation, biological process: signal transduction. The coding region runs from base 1 to 3654 and encodes 1217 amino acids. The transcript is spliced from 23 exons. Gene Ontology annotation, molecular function: protein binding. The record is from RefSeq and is a predicted model, not a curated record.